AUGAUGGUGUCGUUCACUUUUACUGCGAGCAUCGCCCUGCUCGUCUCCGCCGUCAUCGCUAUCCCUACGCAGGGCCUCGUCGCAAGACAAGCUACUCUGCCUGAUGAAUGCUCGGAUUACUGCAGUGUCUCUGCGGGCUGUGUUUGCAUUCGCCGCCCCACCAACUGCCAGGCAAGCUACCUCGUCCAAUCCGGCGACAACUGUGGCACAGUCGUCUCCCAAUACAACAACUUCACCGCCCACGAUCUGCUGGCUUGGAACCCUGAGAUCGGCAAGGAGUGCUUCGGCCUACAAGCAUAUGUACCCGUCUGCAUCAGUGUCCCUGGUUACACCUACCCUGGCCCUGUCAAGGGCGGUGACAUCUGGACUCCCGAGGAAAUACCUGUGCCUGUCAUGCCUGGCAUUGUGUCAAAUUGCACCAAGUUCGAAUACACGGACGCAACUGGUGUGCCUGUUCUUGCGAACAUCUUCACGGAGAACAAGAUCACGAAGCAGCAGUGGAACAGCUGGAACUUCCCGACGCAGGACCCAACGGCUGACUGGGCGGCGUGGGCGCAGUACUUUUCUUGUGUCAAGGCCUAG
Messenger RNA from Didymosphaeria variabile, 582 nucleotides. RefSeq lists its product as uncharacterized. The transcript has 2 exons. The record is from RefSeq and is a predicted model, not a curated record. Bases 1 to 582 code for a protein of 193 amino acids. Lineage: Eukaryota; Fungi; Ascomycota; Dothideomycetes; Pleosporales; Didymosphaeriaceae.